AACUAUCCACAACCACCUGAGGAAAGGUCUAGACGUCCUUGGAAAAGAAAAGAAAAAUGGCCGCCAAAUUCAUCGUCCUUGCUACCAUUCUUGCUGCUUCCAAUGCAUUGCCAGUCUGGUACAAUGGAAUCCCAGCAGUGGUCAUGAGGAUUGGUCGCUCACCCAGCAUCUCCUACGGCUUUGGUAGCGGCUUCAGCAGCAACAUUGGUGGCAUCUCCCACUCUUCUGGCAUCGGUGCCUCUUUCCAGUCUGGAGAAGGUGAAGCUUACGGUGCCGGCAUUGGAUCUUCUAACGGUGGAUAUGCUCGUGGCGUAGGAAUUGCCAGCGCUGGCAACAGUCACCCAGUGCAGUACCACCAUGCAUACCAAGCACCUCAACCCGCUUACGAAUCUGCAGUUGCAUCUGCCCAAAACUUCGGCGGCUACGGUAACGCCGUGUCUUCUGCUCAGUCUGUUGGCGGCAACAACUUUGGAUCUGCUGUUUCAUCUGCCCAGAGUGGUGGUCUGGCCCGUUUCAACAGCGCCGUCUCUUCUGCCCAGAACGUACAUGGAUACGGAUCAGCUGUUUCUUCAGCUAACAGUGGUUAUGGAUCGGCUCUGUCUUCUGCUCACAACUCUGGCUUCGGAUCUUCAGUGUCCUCUGCCCAGACCAGGGGACAUGGUUACGGUUCAGCCGUGUCUGCUGCUGAAAACAUCGGAGGAUACGGCGCCAGCACUGCCCAGGUUGCCCGACAGAGCCCUGGCGGUAUCCAACACAGCGGUGCCACCAGCAUCAACGCUCCCGGGCUCCAGGCUGCCCACUCACACGCUAUCAACUCUGGAUUCUACUGAAGUGGUCUCUAGGAUAUAAAAAGAUGUUGAGACGACAC
Messenger RNA from Spodoptera exigua (beet armyworm), 868 nucleotides. The record is from the annotation of a GenBank genome assembly. NCBI's taxonomy places the organism in Eukaryota, Metazoa, Arthropoda, Insecta, Lepidoptera, Noctuidae.